GCUAUUCAGAUUGGCAAAUCAUUCUUCAAGUACUCACUAGAUAAAGUAUCUUCAAGGCAGCACUUGAAUCAGUUUCAUCAGUCGAUCCAAUAUCUAUUAGUUGCUAGGAGGCUGCUCUUAACCUGGCUGGACGCUAGUUACGAGCAAGAUGAGCCGCCUGAAGUUUCAUCGGACGCUUCAGCCGACGGAUCCGCACGCCCUACCGGUCCUCAUCAUUGGCCAGCUUCGUCAUCUGACGGAACUGCCGUUCGACCGGAUUAGCCCAAAACUGGAACCGCGUGUCGACCGGGAAACGUACAUGAAAGCAGUGUCCUGCCUUCAUCCCGCGCCGACCGAUACGUGCUCGUUGUAUCUCGACCAGGCCCGGGUCGCUGCGCUUCCGUUGAAAGCAUCACGCCACAACACUGCAUCACGGGCUCACGCGAUCACGAAACUUAUUCAAACGAAUACGACGAAUGUGAGCGAAUCCAUCGUGAUUGUGUGCGAAAAGCAGGACUUGCUUGCAUCGGCUAGUGCGGUCGCCCGGGCUUUUCCGUUGUACAGUCGGAAAACAUCCAAGGCGGCGACUGCUGAUCCACCGCCAUUGGUGCACAUCGAGUUCGUGCUGGUAAACGGUCAGUCGGAAACCCCCGAGGAAAUCACCGAAGAGGAUGUCCUUGUGAUGGCGAACGUGACCGUCGGCAUCCGACUGACUGCACGAAUCGUUGAUGCACCGUGCAAUGAGAUGAACGUGUCUGGCUUCCUGGCGGAGGUGGAAGCGAUCGCACUGGAGCUCGGACUGAAGUCGAAAAUAAUCCGUGGCAAGGAACUGCACGAACAAGGAUUCGGUGGUAUCUACGGUGUCGGAAAGGCGGCUGCUGAUCCACCAGCUCUCGCAGUACUAUCAUAUGAACCGAAAGGUGCUACCGAAACGGUUGCCUGGGUCGGAAAGGGUAUCGUGUUCGAUACCGGCGGUUUGAGCAUCAAGGGCAAGACCGCAAUGCCGGGUAUGAAGCGUGAUUGUGGUGGUGCCGCUGCAAUUCUAGGUGGAUUUUAUGCUGCCGUCAAGAGUGGAUUCCAGCAGAACCUGCAUGCCGUCUUCUGCCUCGCGGAAAACUCGGUUGGACCGGAGGCAACCCGCCCGGACGACAUCCACCGCCUUUACUCGGGCUGCACCGUGGAGAUCAACAACACCGACGCCGAGGGCCGCCUUGUGCUGGCUGAUGGGGUCGUUUACGCCGAUCGGGAUUUAAAGGCGAACAUCAUUCUCGAUAUGGCCACCCUCACGGGAGCACAGGGUAUCGCCACCGGAAAGUAUCAUGGGGCGCUCCUGACCAACAGCGAUGAAUGGGAGGAGAAAGCAAUGGAAAUUGGACGUCGCACCGGUGACAUGCUCUGCCCCGUGCCGUACUGCCCGGAACUGCAUUUCAGCGAGUUCAAUUCGGCCGUUGCCGACAUGAAAAACUCCGUCAUGGAUCGCGGUAACGCACAGGUCAGCUGUGCCGGUCUUUUCAUCGGUGCCCAUCUCGGGUUCGAGUAUGGUGGAUCGUGGAUGCACGUCGACAUGGCUGCACCAGUGCACAAUGGCGAACGGGCGACCGGGUACGGUGUGGCACUGCUGGCCGGGUUGUUCGGCGAACACAGCAAAGCUUCGAUCUUGCGGGACAUUGCUAGCCAGCCAACUGUGCUGAGAAAUAAGGCGUCCGGAAAUUGCACUGAACCUCCGUUGAAAAAGGCUUGCUUAGAUUGAACGCCUUAACGCAUCACGUGAGGGGGUGAGUUUUCAAAAGCUGAUUCUUUCGAUGAUUUAUACUGCACAUCUUAAAUACAAUUCAUUACUUUUUCUCAAUAAAUACUUUACCUUCAACCGUUGGAGGUGGAUUUUUCUAAUAAAUCAACUAAAUUAUGAAACGAAUAAUUGUUGUGCGUUUCUAUUUUUCUA
This is a messenger RNA of Anopheles coustani, 1921 nucleotides long. RefSeq names its product probable aminopeptidase NPEPL1 (gene grsm). Bases 149 to 1729 code for a protein of 526 amino acids. Gene Ontology annotation, cellular component: cytoplasm. Gene Ontology annotation, molecular function: manganese ion binding; metalloaminopeptidase activity. The transcript has a single exon. The record is from RefSeq and is a predicted model, not a curated record. Gene Ontology annotation, biological process: proteolysis. NCBI's taxonomy places the organism in Eukaryota, Metazoa, Arthropoda, Insecta, Diptera, Culicidae.